Molecule: messenger RNA, 1248 nt
Organism: Penicillium odoratum
Lineage: Eukaryota; Fungi; Ascomycota; Eurotiomycetes; Eurotiales; Aspergillaceae
Product: Tti2 family protein
Exons: 2
Coding region: 1-1248 (415 amino acids)
Cellular component (GO): centrosome; nucleoplasm; cytosol
Source: RefSeq, a predicted model, not a curated record
AUGGCUACUUUCGUAUCCUCCAACAAUCCUUGGUCCACGAGUCUUAAUAAAGACCGCGCCGACAUUUUCCUUGGCGGCGACUUUGCUGAUUUUUGGAACAUAAUCUACAAGACUCUCCAAGACAAAAUUCGGCCUCUUUUUACGAAACAGAGAAAUCCUAAUAUCACGAACGAGGGCCGAAGGGACUUUCACCCUGUUCCUUUGCACCGUUUUGAUGGAAGCACUCUUGACGAUGCGGCGAAGCCUUGGAAGAAUACGGAUAUCUAUGCUACUAGUGCCUUAUCUUGGAUCGUCUCUCUGUACAAGCCUACCGACAAGAUACAUCUGGAACACCACUUCCCACUUCUGGUCCCUGCUAUCCUGGCUUUAAUAGACGAUAGCUCCAUCUCAUUCAAAGUUAAGGGAUGUGAACUCCUCGGUCAACUACUGAAGACGAUUCAAGAAAGCGGCUCCGACAUUCUUAUUCGAACAAACCUUAUUCCCGUCUUCGAACAGGCCAUCACGCCAUGUCUUCUUUCCUUACCCACAAUCACACCGGAAGAUAAAUCUCUGAAGAUGCUUAGUGCCGCCUAUCCAGUCCUUCUUGCGCUUUUCAAGGCCGCCAACAACCCUUCAAAGGCGUCGCAACAGCAGAUUGAAAAGGGCAAAGAGACUUACAAUUCGAACCUCGCUAGGAUCCUACGGUCAAACCUCAUUACAUCGUUCCACCACAUCAGUUCAUCAACGCUCGGCUCCGAGUCCUCGGCCUCCUUUCCACACCCAAAGCUGUCUGAAUUCUUGAUGAAUGAGAUCGCUGUUUUUGUUAAAGGCCUGGGCAUCGAGACUACCAAGUACCUCCAAGACAUCAUCCCACUACUAAACGUGACUCUCGCGAAUCCGUUCGGAUCAGUCUAUCCCCCACUUCUCUUAGCCGCUAUUUGGACAACACGAGCAGUGAUACUGAACGCCCACCCUCGUAUUUGGAAAUGGCGUGGUGAGAUCUUGUCUGGGCUAUGCGCAUGCUGGCUUCAUGUAACCACAGAGAUCAAGGCCGGAACAGGACAAGGCGAUUCCGUGAAACAGCUUACUAUACUUACUAAAGAGCUGCAAGGUGUCGUGUCUGUGCUGAAAUUCACCUUACAGUUUCCUGUUUCUCCCGAGGAGACGGACAGGGCUCAUGCUAAACAGAACAUGCAAGCUGAGCUACAGGAACUUGUGGACGCGGAUUCUGAAUUAGCGACUCUUUUGCGCGCCGAUACCAAGUCGUGA